Anoplophora glabripennis (Asian longhorned beetle) is the source of this 2207-nucleotide messenger RNA. Its product is annotated as hexamerin-like. The transcript has 5 exons. The record is from RefSeq and is a predicted model, not a curated record. NCBI's taxonomy places the organism in Eukaryota, Metazoa, Arthropoda, Insecta, Coleoptera, Cerambycidae. The coding region runs from base 16 to 2151 and encodes 711 amino acids.
GGUAGAACAGUAGAGAUGAAGGUGUUUGUUUUGGUAUUGGCGGCUCUUUUCGCCCUUGCCCUUUCUGACGAUGGGCAAGAUAAAUACAAAGUUGCUGACAAGACUUUCUUAGAGAAACAGAAGAAAGUCUUACAAUUAUUCAGCCACAUCAAUCAACCUAGCCACCACAGAGAACAUGUUGAAAUAGCUAAGACUUUCACUAUUGGAGAAAAUGUAGACCACUACAAGAAACCAGAGGUUAUCAAAGAAUUUGUCCGCUACUUGAAAUACAAGAACAUACUACACAGAGGUGAAGUGUUCUCCGUAUUCAACAUCGAACACCUCGAGCAAGCCAUAGCCUUGUUCAAAGUAUUAUACCACGCCAAUGACUUCGAAACCUUCUACAAGACCGCUGUUUGGGCCCGCCAGCACGUCAACGAGGGCAUGUUCUUGUACGCCACCUCCGUAGCCAUCGUCCACCGCCAAGAUACCCAAGGAAUCAUCCUACCACCCAUCCACGAGGUGUACCCUCACUACUUCUUCAACUCAGAGGUCAUACACGAAGCUUACAGGCACAAACAAGAGCACGACCAAAAGAACAAGCAUACUGGUCACGAACAAGGAAGAUACAACGGUUAUACUGUAAUAGCUAACUACUCUGGACACUACUUGAACUUGCACCCAGAACAAUCCAUGUCUUACUACCUCGAAGAUGUUGGUAUCAACUCCUUCUACUAUUACUACAAUCUCCACUAUCCAUUCUGGAUGGACGGUAAAGAAUAUGGACUGGAACACGACAAACGCGGUGAACUCUACUACUACCUUCACCAACAAAUAUUAGCUAGGUAUUACAUGGAACGUAUUUCUAACGAUAUGGGUGAGAUUCGUCACUUCAACUGGGAAACACCUAUCGAAACCUCAUAUUAUCCUUCCAUGGAAUACCCCAAUGGACUCGAAUUUCCAUCUAGACCACAUCAUGCUAGGUUGCAGGAAUAUUACAAUAACUACGGUCAAAGCUGGACAACCAGGGGACCUUCUGGAUACAGCUACACUUUUGUUCGUGACUAUGAGAGGCGUAUCCACGAUGCUAUUGACAGAAGAAUGGUAUACACUGACGAUGGCAAGAAGAUGGACUUAGACAACGAAGACGGCGAUAAUAUCCUAGGAAACAUGAUCGAAGGUAACUACGAUUCUCCCGACCGCAGAUACUACGGUUCUAUCCAAUUCUUCGGUCGUCACCUCCUUGGUUACUCCAAACAACCGUUGGACAAGCACCGCGCAGCUCCAUCUGCUAUGGAACACUACGAAACCUGCAUGCGUGACCCUAUGUUUUACCAGAUGUACAAGAAGAUCAUCGGCUACUUCCAAAGACACAAGAUGCACAUGCACCCUUACACCAAGCAAGAUUUGGAGUACCCUGGCGUGAAAGUCACCAAAGUCGACGUUGACAGCUUGGAAACCUAUCACGACUCUUUCUAUUCCGAUAUUAGCAACGCCGUAUACGAUACCGAUGAAGAAUUGCAACACGACACCUUCCAUGUACGUGCCAAGCAAUACCGGUUGAACCACAAACCCUUCACCUACAAGAUUCACGUUCAAUCUGACAAGCACACCAAAGCUUCAGUCAAGGUGUUCAUGGCACCUAAAUAUGAUGAAUACGGUCGUUACAUCAACAUCACCCGCAACCGUAUGAACAUGGUUGAGCUGGAUCACUUCGUGCACGAUCUGAAGGCUGGAGAAAAUGUUAUCACUAGGAACUCGUACGACGCUGACUGCUAUGGACCAGACCGCACAACCUACGACGAGUUGACCAAACAAGUAGAAGAAGCUAUCCAAGGUCAAAAGGAGUUCCACAUUGAUGGCAAACAGAACUAUUUCCACUUCCCCAGGAGGUACAUGUUGCCUAAAGGUUCUCGUAGCGGAACUCGUUUCACCUUCGCAGUCUUUGUCUACCCCUACAAACCAUACAAGGGUAAGGACCGUCAUGUGAAUGAAUACAACUAUCCCAAGGUAGGCACCGGUGCAAUCCACGUCGAUGACUACCCCGUGGGAUAUCCCUUCGACAGGUUUAUUAAAUUCAAUGAGAUGUGGCACGAAAUCCCCAACUCCGGCUGCAAGGACGUCAAGGUCUACCACAAGCACGCUGAGGAAAUCAACGCCCCCCACCAUUAAGGUUUAAGACUGCUGUUUGAUGAUGUAUUGAGAUACGAAAUAAACUUGCAAAUGUA